AUGGAUACGACUUGGAUUACACAACCACGAAAUACGCCAGAGUAUGCUAAAGGACUUAAUGGAUUCCUUGAUUUUGCCUUUAAAAAUCGUCCAAAUGGAAUGGCAAAAUGUCCCUGUAAAAAAUGCGGUUUCAAAACACCGCAAAGUAGAAGUGUGAUGUAUGAUCACUUAAGAGCGACACCAUUUCCAGUGGGAUACACUGAUUGGUGCUAUCACGGUGAGGUCGCGAUAGGAGAAAAUAGUAAUGGUUCAUCUAGUAAUCCUACAAAUGCAGUUCAUGACAUUACAAAUGGAGAAGAUCCUAUCCAGAACAUGCUUAACGAUGCUUUUGGAGUUGAUAGGAAUCAUGCAAAUGAAGUGCCUUUUGCAUCGAAUGUCGAUAUUGAAAUAGAUGAAGAUGUGACACCGGACGCGACUCAGGAGGGGAAUGAAGCAAAAGAGUUUUAUGAAUUAGCAAAAGAGGGGGAACAACCUUUGUAUGAAGGGUGUAAAAAAUAUUCAAAGUUGGCUUUUUUGGUGAAGUUGUAUCAUAUCAAAUGCUUGUGUGGAAUGAGUGAUAAGUCCAUGACAAUGAUUUUAGAACUCUUGCAAGAUGCAUUUGAACAUGCAAAGAUUCCAAGCUCAUUUUAUGAGGCGAAGAAAACAAUCACGAAACUUGGUUUGAACUAUGUAAAGAUUCCUGCUUGUCCGAAGGAUUGUAUGCUUUACUGGGGAAAUAAAGAAGAUGAGGAGAGGGAAACUUGUAAAGUUUGUCACACUUCCAGAUGGAAAUCAAGUAUAAAAUCUAAGGAGCGUGAGACAGGAAACGCUGACAACAGUUUGAAGAAAAUCCCUGCAAAAGUUCUUCGUUAUUUUCCAUUAAAACCUCGAUUACAAAGACUAUUUUUGUCUUCAAAGACAUCGGAGGAUAUGAGAUGGCAUGCUUUAAGUAAUAACAAUGAUGAAAUGAUGAGGCAUCCUAGAGAUUCUGAAGCAUGGAAACGAUUUGACUCGACACACCCUUGGUUUGCAUCGGAUGCACGAAAUGUCCGUCUUGCAUUAGCUACUGAUGGGUUUAAUCCCUUUGGCAUUAUGAGUUCAAACUACAGUGUCUGGCCCGUAAUUCUCAUUCCAUACAAUACUCCUCCAUGGGUGUGCAUGAAGCAGACAUCUUUUAUAAUGUCGAUGAUAAUUCCUGGAAAAAAUGCUCCAGGAAAUAACAUAGAUGUCUACUUACAACCUUUAAUGAAAGAGCUGCAAGAUUUAUGGACAACCGGUGUAGAUGCUUAUGAUUCUUUCAAGCAUGAGAUGUUCAAAUUACAUGCAGCUUUGAUGUGGACAAUAAGUGAUUUUCCUGGUCUAGGUAAUCUCUCUGGGUGGAACACGUACACUGGAUAUGCUUGUCCAACUUGUAACAAAGACUUUAAACCUUGCCGUCUUAAAAAUGGCAAAAAAUGGUGUUUUAUGGGCCAUCGUCGGUUUCUUGAUCGGAGACAUCGAUUUAGAUUGAACCGAAUUCGCUUUAAUGGUGAGCAAGAAUUGCGCGAUCCAUCAAGAAUGUUAUCUGGUUCAGAAAUUCUUGAACAAAUUUGUGACAUUAACGUCACAUUUGGCAGAAGUGUAGAGAAGAAAAAGAUUAGAAAAAGGUCACAACUUGAAGAUGGUCCAAAGUGGAACAAGAAAAGCAUAUUUUUUGAACUUCCAUAUUGGAAAGAUAAUUGUUUGCGCCACAAUCUUGACAUGAUGCACAUUGAAAAGAAUGUAUGUGAAAAUAUCAUAUUUACUUUGCUAAAUGAUAGUGGAAAAAGUAAAGAUAAUCUUAAUGCUCGAAAAGACCUUAAACUCAUGGAGAUAAGACCUGACCUCUGGCCAAAUGAAAGUGGAAAAUAUGCGUUAGCUGUAUAUGCAAUGACUAAUAGAGGUAGGAAGGAUUUCUUGGCUACUUUAAAGAACAUUAAUGUGCCUGAUGGGUAUUCGAGUAACAUUUCUAGGUGCAUUGAUUUGGAUAAUGGCAAGUUGAAUGGGAUGCUAAAAAGUCACGAUUGUCAUGUAUUGAUGGAGCAACUGUUACCGUUAGCCAUGCGGACAUCAUUGCCUGACAAGGUUUCGGCAGUAUUAAUUGAGUUGUGCUCAUUCUUUAGACAAUUGUGUGGUAAAGUGCUUAAAGUUGAAGAUUUGGACAUGUUGCAAAAUAAAAUCGUCCUCACUUUAUGCCACAUGGAAAUGUUAUUUCCUCCUUCAUUUUUCACUGUUAUGGUUCACUUGGUUGUUCACCUUGUUGAAGAAGCUAAGCUUGGAGGUCCUGUUCAUUAUCGGUGGAUGUAUCCUAUAGAAAGGUACCUAGGACAUCUAAAAUCAUAUGUUCGUAAUAAAGCACGACCUGAAGGCUCAAUAGCUGAAGGUUACCUUCUCGAAGAGAUUCUUACCUUUUGUUCAAGGUAUUUGGACGAUAUUGAAACAAGAUGGAAUCGAUGUGGUCGUGUAGAUGAUGAACCUAAUGAUGAACAACCUCAAUCACGAAUGUCUGAAUUGUUUCCUUUAAUUGGAAAACCAGUCGGAGGCUCUUCAUAUUUUACCCUUACACGAAGAGAAAAGUUGCAGGCUCAUCGGCACGUUUUAACAAAUUGCCCUGUAGUUGAUUAUUAUAUUCAGCAAUUUAGAACUAUAGUAAAGAGACAAAUGAGGGGAAGGCAUUCUUCUGAGGUAGACAAAAAAGUCCAUAGAGAAUUCGUUCAUUGGUUUUCCAAUCGUAUUGGCAACAAUCUUGACAGUCUUAGCGGACCAGAUAAAGAUGUUCUUAUUAGUCUAGCACAAGGUCCUCUGGACCAAGCUAGAAGGUUUACUGCUUACAAUGUUAAUGGAUUCAAAUUUCGGACCUUGGCACGAGACAAGUUAUUGAAAACACAAAACAGUGGAGUUUUUGGCUCAUUUGGAACAAGAAGUUACUCAAGCAGUAGUGAUGACCAUAUGAGGUUUGGAGACGUGCCUUACUAUGGCAGAUUAAUAGAUAUCGUUGAGCUUUUCUAUUGCGGCUUUUCGAUUGUCAUGUUCAAAUGUGAAUGGGCUAAUACAACUAACCCAAGAGGCAUGAAGAAAGAUAAAUUGGGUUUUACUUCUAUUAACUUCGCAAGCUUAAGACAUACUGGAGAACACGAAGAUGAUGAACCAUACAUCAAAGCUUCUGAAGCUCUAAUGGUCUUUUAUGUCGAUGAUGAGAAGGAACAAGGUUGGAGCAUACCAGUUCAUUUGAAGCCAAGAGACUUGUACGACAUGGGUGAAGAUGAAAGUGAAAUAAUGGCAUCCAAUGAGACAUAUCCAUCUCCACCUCAACCACAACAUCAAUCAUCAGAACCGGAACAUGAAGUUGUACUUGAACGUCUAUCUCAACCACGACAACCUCUACCUCCACCACCUCCACGUAAUCAUGCACAUUGGAUUGUGGAUGUUAUUGAUGAUGAUGGUAAUGUUAGACAAAAAAGUGUAGAAGUGAACGACUUAAUCCCGAACAAAGUGGGAUUUAAGGUGCAAACAAUCUGGAAUGAUGACCAUCAGCCCAUAGGAGAGGCAGGUGGACUGUUAUCAGGAUAUAUUGGCUUUCUUGCUAGUAGUGAUGAAUUGCUUCCUAUAAUGUAUCCAAAAUGGCCCAAAGUUCCGUUGGCAAAGAAAGACUUAAUUUAUGAUAACAACAUAAAGGCUAAAUUUGUUGUAAGUGAUACAAACAAGUUUCAUAAGAAGUGGAUUUAUACAAGCUUGGGAAAGAGGUGGAGGGAACGUCGGUGCUUUCUAUUCAAUAAGUAUUAUGAUUGGGCUCUUACUGUUGAACAAAACAUAGAGCAAUUUCCACCUGAAGUUACAAAAGAUCAUUGGGCCAUGUAUUUGAAUUAUAGAUUGUCUCCGGAUACUAUGGCGAAAGCAGACAAAAAUGCUCUAAAUCGCCAAAAGCAACGUAUUCCCCAUACGUUAGGCACAAGGUCACUAGCAAGAACACGAGAUAUUAUGGAACAAAGAGAUGGACGGUCUUACAGUAGAGGAGACAUGUAUGAAAUCUCUCACACGAAGAGGAACGGAUCAUAUGUUAAUGAUGAGGCUCGACAAAAAAAUGAAGAGUUACAAAAAGAAAGGCAGACAUCAUCUGAUAAUGAGGCUUUUGUGACCGUGUUUGGAAAAGAGCAUCAUGGUUAUGUUCGAGGAAUGGGACUUGGUCCAACACCAUCUCAAAAUAAUGGUUCUAGUUCUCGUCCUUCAGUAUCAACUUCUUCAUCGACUGCUGAUGCCAAAAUAGCUAAGAUGCAAAGCGAAAUUGAUGUGCUAACUAAAGAAGUUGCUGAAGUUAAUGAGCUUAAAGCUAAAGUUGCUGAAUUUGAUGCAAUGAAGGAACAAUUUGCUCUUAUUAUGGCUAAUAUGCAAAACCAGGGGUAUAACAUAGGAUCGCCGUUUGAAGUACGACGCUCUUUUGAGUCUAGUCAUAAUGUUGAGGGUAAUCAAGCAACUCCAGACGAUUCAACUUAGAUAUAUAAUUUUUGUUUAGGCGUGUUGAACUUGAUGUCACGCUUUUCUAUUUGUUUUAAUUUUGAUGUACUAGGCGCAUGUGUUGUGACCUUCGUUUUUGUUUUUUGUUAUGUACUAUUUAGGUUGCAUGUGUCAAUGCAAACUUUAGAUGUAUUGCGCAUGUAUUGUGACCUUUAGUUCCAUGUGUCGUUGUGAACACCUUAUUUUUGAA
Messenger RNA from Trifolium pratense (red clover), 4699 nucleotides. RefSeq lists its product as uncharacterized. Lineage: Eukaryota; Viridiplantae; Streptophyta; Magnoliopsida; Fabales; Fabaceae. The record is from RefSeq and is a predicted model, not a curated record. The transcript is spliced from 10 exons. Bases 1 to 4488 code for a protein of 1495 amino acids.